Messenger RNA from Lucilia cuprina (Australian sheep blowfly), 1665 nucleotides. It is a transcript of the gene Uba4, whose product is annotated as adenylyltransferase and sulfurtransferase MOCS3. The transcript has a single exon. Gene Ontology annotation, molecular function: thiosulfate-cyanide sulfurtransferase activity; adenylyltransferase activity; URM1 activating enzyme activity. Gene Ontology annotation, cellular component: cytoplasm; cytosol. Gene Ontology annotation, biological process: tRNA wobble position uridine thiolation; protein urmylation. Lineage: Eukaryota; Metazoa; Arthropoda; Insecta; Diptera; Calliphoridae. The coding region runs from base 216 to 1550 and encodes 444 amino acids. The record is from RefSeq and is a predicted model, not a curated record.
AAGAAGAAAACGCGAAACAUUUUAAAACAAACACAUGUAAAAAUAUUUAUUACAAAUAUUAAUAUGUACACUUAACGGUAACGAUAAAGAGUCUUCGGUUUGGGAUUGUUCUUUAAAUCGAGUACUUGAAAAUCGAAUGCAAAAGUUUUACUUCACUAAUGUUUACAUUUAUACUAUUGAAUUAAAACGAAACCAAACAGGUAUUGUUAAUAAUAAUGUCGACCAAUAUUAAAUCUUCUGAAGAUGAAGUAUUAAGCUUACGCAGAGAAAUACAAGCAUUAAAGGAGGAGUGCGAAGCAAAGGAACAGAGACUCCUUGAAUUGCAGAAACAGAAAAAUUCAACAAUAGCGACAGAGUAUGGCAGCCGAUUAAGCAAUGAGGACAUUGAAAGAUAUAGCCGCCAAUUAAUUUUACCUAAUUUUGGUGUAAAAGGCCAAAUAAAAUUGAAAGAGACUUCAUUUCUAAUUGUGGGACUGGGAGGGUUAGGUUGCCCAUCCUCACAAUAUCUAUUGGCUGCUGGAUGCGGCCGUUUGGGUUUAGUCGAUUACGAUGAAGUAGAACGGAGCAAUUUUCAUAGACAAACUCUUCAUACAGAAGCAAGAGUCGGAAUGACAAAAGUAGAUUCAGCUAAAGCCGCUUUGUUGGAAAUAAAUCCCCACUGUCAAAUUGACUGUCAUCGUCUAUUGCUAAAUAGUGAAAAUGCCUUGGAACUGCUGCGUCAGUACGAUAUCAUAUUGGAUUGUACGGACAAUGUGGCAACUAGAUAUUUAUUAAAUGAUGCUUGUGUAAUGUUGAAUCGACCACUGAUUUCAGGAAGUGCACUACAGAUGGAUGGUCAGCUGACCGUAUAUAAUUAUGGUGAUAAUGGUCCCUGUUAUAGAUGCCUAUUCCCAGUACCGCCGCCACCAGAGACGGUUACAAAUUGUGGAGAUGGAGGUGUAUUAGGAGCUGUAACCGGUAUCAUUGGUUCGUUGCAAGCACUGGAAGCCAUAAAGGUGGCAUUGGGAUAUAGCAGUAGUGAAGUAUUGUCAGGCCGUUUACUUCUUUUCGAAGGUUCACGCAGCAUGUUUCGGAAUAUACGACUUCGGGGCAAGCGUACGGACUGCGAUGUUUGCUCAAAAACGCCUUUAAUAAAUCAUCUUGUUGACUACGAACAAUUUUGUGGUAUGCGGGCUUCAGAUAAAAAUGUUGCUUUGAACAUUUUAUCCCCUGAAAACCGUUUGACCGUCGAAGAAUAUCGUGAUAAAAUUGAAAAUAAUCCUCACAAGUUAAUUGACGUCAGACAACCGGCUGAAUUUGAAAUUUGCCAUUUGGCUAAAUCUGAAAAUAUACCUUUAAAAUCACUUUUAGAUGAUUCGUAUUUAAAACUUAAUGACGAAUCAAUAAAAAGCUCAGAUCAGCCUAUUGUUUUGUUGUGUAGGCGUGGAAAUGAUUCACAAAUAGCUGCUCAGCAUUUAAUACAAACAUUUCCAAAUCGUAAAAUAUACGAUAUUAAAGGUGGUCUAUACUCUUGGCAUUAUAAAAUAGAUAAAAAUUUGCCAAUUUAUUAGAUAGCUUGAAAAAAAAAGCAUUGAUGGAAACAAUGUUAGACACAUUCAGGACAUGUUUAAAAUAUUAAUUGUUUUUUGCUUAAAAAUAAAAUAUAUUUUUUGUUAUAAAAUUAAA